UUAGAGUGGAUUUAGACGUCGGCUGCAGAGAGAGAGCGGCUCGGAGACUGACAUCAUCAUCAGGUGACGCCCCCCCAUGGUGCCCUGCUGCCUCCAGGGUCGCCAUGGGAGAUGAGUCAGACCCGCAAUGCCGAGCGCAGCAGCUGUUUGACGGGUUCGUGUCGGCGGCGUCCUGCAGGGCGGCGCUGUGGAGCUUCAGUCAGCUGACUGACCUCCUGCAGCUGGACCGAGACGAGCCGCCGUAUCGACCAAUCAGACGCCGGCUCAACUACUGGAGGGCAGACGCUCUUGGGGCCAAACUGGAGAGGAGGGCAGCGAGGCCGGAGUACCAGGAGCCCCGAGCCUGCAGAAACACCACCUGUGUGGUGGUGGGGGCGGGCCCCUGUGGUCUCCGGACAGCUGUGGAGCUCAGGUUCCUGGGGGCCCGGGUGGUUCUGCUGGAGAAGAGGGACUGUUUCUCCAGGAACAACGUUUUGCACCUGUGGCCCUUCACCAUCCAUGACCUCAGGGCCCUCGGAGCCAAGAAGUUCUAUGGGAGGUUCUGCGCUGGCGCCAUCGACCACAUCAGUAUCCGGCAGCUGCAGCUGAUUCUGCUGAAGGUGGCCCUGCUGCUCGGUGUUGAAGUUCACGUCAACGUGGAGUUCAAACACCUUAAGGAGCCUCCUGAGGACCAGAGACCCCCCAAGGUGGGCUGGAGGAUGGAGGUGAGUCCGAAGUCUCACACUCUCAAUCAGCUGGAGUUUGAUGUUGUUAUCGGAGCAGACGGACGCAGGAACACACUCCCAGGUUUCCGGCGUAAAGACUUUAGAGGGAAGUUGGCCAUCGCCAUCACAGCGAACUUCAGGAACAGGAACACGACGGCAGAGGCCAAAGUGGAGGAAAUCAGCGGUGUUGCCUUCAUCUUCAAUCAGAGGUUCUUCAUGGAUCUGCAACAGGAAACCGGGAUCGAUCUGGAAAACAUUGUUUACUACAGAGACGACACGCACUACUUUGUGAUGACGGCAAAGAAACAGAGUCUGCUGGGGAAAGGAGUCAUUAAACAGGACUUUGCAGACACCGGACUGCUUCUCUCCCGGUCCAAUGUGGACCAGCAUGCCUUGCAGGCAUUCGCCCGCGAGGCUGCAGACUUUUCCACCAAUCAGCAGCUGCCAUCCCUGGAGUUCUCCUUAAACCACAACAACCAACCGGACGUCGCCAUGUUCGACUUCACCAGCAUGUCUGCCGCCGAACACGCCGCCAUGAUCCGCCAGAGCCACGGGCACCAGCUGCUGGUCUCACUGGUGGGAGACAGUCUGCUGGAGCCCUUCUGGCCGAUGGGGACUGGGAUCGCUCGGGGCUUUCUGGCGGCGCUGGACUCGGCCUGGAUGAUCUGCAGACGGGCUCAGGGGGCGGCGCCGCUGGAGGUCCUGGCAGAGAGAGAGAGUCUGUACCGCCUCCUCCCUCAGUCGACUCCUGAGAACCUGCAGAGGAACUUCAGCCGGUUCACCAUCGACCCCCAAACCAGAUACCUGAACCCCAAGCUGAGGGCCAUCACACCUGAGCAGGUGAGGCACCUGCUGGACACAGGUGAGGAGGCGGGGCUUCACCCUAACAGUGAUGACAUCAUUGUCAGAAAGGGUUCUUUCUGUCCGACCAAUCAGCUGCUCUCCUGGUGUCAGGAGCAGACCCGCGGUUACCGUGGCGUCGCCAUUAGCGACCUGACGACUUCCUGGAGGAGUGGCCUGGCUCUGUGUGCUCUGAUCCACAAACACAGACCGGAUAUCAUAGACUUUGAGUCCCUGGACGUGUCCUCUGAGGAGGGAAAUCUCAGGCUGGCAUUGGAACUGUCCCGGCGUUUCUUCCGGAUUGUCCCGGUGAUGACGGAGGAGGAGCUGCUGGGCGGUCCGGACUCUCUCUCUAUGGUGAUGUUCCUGAGCCAGUUCUAUCAGCGGCUGCACACAGCACCCCCUGCUGGCGAGAACCUCCCCUCGCUGCUCAGCAGACUCAGUCCCUCGAGCAAGAGGAACCUAAAGGAGCAGAAAGGCCCUCUUGGUAAAAGGAGGAGUUCCAGUGCGGAGGGUCGAGAUCUGCAGGUCGAUUUUGGUGAUGAGUCGCAGGUGGGUGGGGCCAAAGUACGUCAGCUGGCCAAUCGGCUGCAGGCAAAGCUUGAUAAGAACUCUACUUCCUGUUGGAGUCCAGCUUCUUCUUCCUCUGAUUCACGUCUUCAGCAGCAGGAGGAAGAGGAGGAAGAGGAGGAGCUGUCCCCAUCUGCAGAUGGUCCCACUGAUACAGCUCCGCCUAAGGCUUCAUGGAAACCGAGGAAGAGGACCCCUCAACAGGAACAGAUGAGUUUCAGGUUCAGAGAGAAGAUCAAGUCUCAGGAGCAGGUGUGUGUCUUCUGUGGGGGACGGGUUUACCUGAUGCAGCUGCAGACGGCUGAGGGUCUGUUUUUCCAUCGCAGUUGCUUCCUGUGUUUCAGCUGCAGUGGCACCCUGAGGGGGGGGGGGCACAACUACGACCCGCAACUACGGAGGUUUUACUGUCUGCACUGUGACCCCCGCGUGAGGACCCGCCCCCCCCCCCACCGAGUGUCCAUCGUGUCUCUGGGCCCUCCCCUCUCGGGGCGCCGGCGCUCCUCAGCUGUUUCUGUGAGGGUGAGGGAAGAGAGGAGCGAAGAGGAGGAUCCCCCCCACUGGACCAGAGAGGAAGAGGAGGAGCUGAGUGAGGAAGAGGACGAGGACGAGGAGGAUUUGAUGCAUUAUUUAAAUUUCAGCCUGGAGGAUGAGAUGCACAAAGCCAGUUCAGAGUCGGGGAUGGGGGAGAGCAGCAGUGGGACUUCAGAAUACAAAACUUCAUGGAGUGAAACUCUGAAGGAACACUUUCGAGAGGAGGAGGAGGAGGAGGAGGAGGAGGGCAGUGAACAGGAGUCCAGUGACGCCGAAGGAAGUGACUUAACAGCUCAGCCUGAGACCCCGCCCCAAGCACAUGGCUCCGCCCCCGAUGAGGACCUGUUUCCAGCCACACAUGCCAUUGUCAUAGAAACCGCUCUCAGGGGGCGGAGCUCGUUUGACGCCAUCACCCCAGAGCUGCCGCCAUAUAAGAGCGUGGGUUCAGGGACAGAGGGGGCGGGGAUCACUGAGGCUCCACCCCCUCGACAAGUGAGAGGGGGAGGGGCCUCAACUCUGUGGAGGACGUUUUUUCCUGCCGACAGGGUGCAGGAAAAGACUUCAGCCAAUCACAGGACAGCUACAAGUGAUGAUGUCAUUGAUAAACACCUGUCCAAACUGACCUCCGACCUCCAGAGGGUCUCAGUGAAGGAGAACCAGGAGAACCAGGAGGAGAACCACGACCCGCUGUACGUUCCUCACGCUCUGGCCUUCAAACGAGCAUACGCCAUUAAGAGGCACUCCCUGAGGGCCGCCUUCCCCCCAAGACGGACCACUUCCUGCCCCCCUCUUGUGUCAGGGGGGCUGUUUCUCCCCCAGGAGCCAUCGGUCCUCAGCAUCAAGGAGGCGCUGUUCCUGAAAGGGGGGAGGGAGGAGGCGAAGGAGGUCAGGAGGCGGGUCAAGGGGGGGGGGAGGAGGAGACGGGAAGAGCUGCAGAGGCUGCACCAAGCUCAGAUGAUCCAGAGGCAGCUGCAGCAGGUGGAAGAGAAGCAGAGACACCUCGAGGAGAGGGGGGUGAGGCUGGAGAGGGUCCUGAGGGGGGAAGCAGAUUAUUGGGGCGACUCCUCCGACAGCGAGGACAUGGAGCUUCACCUAGCAGGUCUGGGUAAACUGGACCGCCCGGCACUGAUGCAGCAGUGGUUCCUGUUGGUCCAGCAGAAGAACUGCCUGCUCCGAUAUGAGUCUGAACUCAUGAUCUUGUCAAGGUUCUUGUUCCUCUGGAAUCCUCAGGUCCAGGUUCAGUUAGUUCCUGGUCUGAGGGUUUUACCUGUGUUCCAGGGCCCGGGAGGUGGAGUUGGAGGACCGGCAGAGCCGCCUGCAGCAGGAGCUCCGAGACCGGAUGGCCGUGGAAGACCACCUGAAGCCAGAGGUCCAGCUGCUGGAGGAGGUUCUGGUCCUGCAGGAGAUGCUAGAAGUGGUCCAGCAGAGAGACUCUCUAGUGGCUCUGCUGGAGGAGCACCGGCUGCAUGGCAGGCAGGAGGACCAGGACCUGGAGGGGGUCCUGAGCCAGGGACUGGGUCUCACCUGGCCCUGAACCAGAGGAUCAUUACCUGGUUAUCCUUUGAAGAGAGAGCCAUGAGGAACAGAAAGUCCAGUUCUUCAUUUGGACCCGGUCUGGCGUGGACUCUUGGAGCCAGACCGGCGGCAUGUGUUUUAUCUCCCUUAAUAAUUAAAUAACUAUUAAAUUCAUAUAUUUAAAUCAGCUGUGGGCCUUACCUCCUCUCAUCCUGCCAUCUUUUCACUGAGAAUAAUAAAUCAAAUGUAAUAUUU
Messenger RNA from Eleginops maclovinus (Patagonian blennie), 4415 nucleotides. Its product is annotated as protein-methionine sulfoxide oxidase mical3b-like. The transcript is spliced from 28 exons. Gene Ontology annotation, molecular function: protein binding; FAD binding. Bases 105 to 4322 code for a protein of 1405 amino acids. Lineage: Eukaryota; Metazoa; Chordata; Actinopteri; Perciformes; Eleginopidae. The record is from RefSeq and is a predicted model, not a curated record.